Messenger RNA from Aspergillus melleus, 399 nucleotides. RefSeq lists its product as uncharacterized. The coding region runs from base 1 to 399 and encodes 132 amino acids. The record is from RefSeq and is a predicted model, not a curated record. Lineage: Eukaryota; Fungi; Ascomycota; Eurotiomycetes; Eurotiales; Aspergillaceae. The transcript has a single exon.
AUGUACGACCUUUUUGACCGAUUGGACGCCCAAUUUGCGCGUCACUUGGCCAAUCGUGCAGACCCGGAGAGGCAAACUCUCGAACUUCUCUUCGGAGGAGUUCGCCGUGACUUCGAGAGUCACGGCAUUGUAGCUGAUCUGAUAUGGGUCGCGCUGCUGUAUGCAUGUCACAAUGGCUACGAAGAAGUCAUGGCCAAAGCGACCAGUCGAUCACAACGCACCUUCCACAGAUAUGGCCUUGUGACUCUGGCUGAAGUGCCCUAUCAAGACUUCGAGUACCAGGGCACUCGACCGUUCGAGACCAUUUCGUCUCCUGCCACAGCCAAGCUCAUGUGGGCCAGACCAGAGACAUUCUUCCGGCAUUAUCCUGGCCCAUUGGCCAGGCGCGCACAUUUGUGA